Molecule: messenger RNA, 750 nt
Organism: Phytophthora infestans T30-4
Lineage: Eukaryota; Oomycota; Peronosporomycetes; Peronosporales; Peronosporaceae
Exons: 2
Coding region: 1-750 (249 amino acids)
Source: RefSeq, a predicted model, not a curated record
AUGUCGGGCAGCGAACCUGAGCGCAAGCGGCAGCGGGUCUCGGAGCAGGAGACCCCGAUGAUAAUGGACGUCAACUCCCCUGCGAAGUGGGACUUCUUGGCAUCAUGGUGCGAAGAGCUCAACGGCCAAGUGACGGCGAUCCACAACAACGUCAUUCGUGUGCUGGGCCCCCGUCGAAAACGCGAGAAACCAUUUCGCUUCGACGGCGAAGACCGAUCGAUCGGAGACGAACAAGAAGACGAAGGUGAUGAAGAUGAUGAUAGCGACGAGGAAGGUGACGAUGUGCUUGUACUCCCCCCUGAUGCACUAAAACGAGAACGACGUCAAGAGCGACAGAGUUAUCUCUUGCCGCGCUUCGACUUCGUCUCGUUGACUGGAGUUCCUCGCCUUCCUGACCCAAAGGAGUCUCCCACGCAAGAGUGGGAGAAACUCUUCCUGGCUGAGGCUCCGCAGUAUCAACCUGGCGAGGAAUACAAGAAGGCGAGAGCGCGUAUUUUAGAAAUGCAGUCGAAAGCUCGACCACGAGUCCCUUCAUGUCUAGAGAUUCCUGUAUCGCUCGAGUUUGGUAACUGGUCACAAAGUGCCGACCAACUUGCUGAAGAUCUCAAAGAUGUCGGCACGCUACUGCAAAAGAUGAAGAAUCGCGCGGACUCACUCGACUCGAUGUCAAAGCAGGACGAAAACUGUGCUGACAGUGCCGGGACCUUCAUCUACCGCUUGGUAGAGCUGUCCAUCACCGAGACAAUGUGA